Gossypium arboreum is the source of this 2258-nucleotide messenger RNA. RefSeq names its product basic leucine zipper 19-like. The transcript has 3 exons. The record is from RefSeq and is a predicted model, not a curated record. Bases 452 to 1237 code for a protein of 261 amino acids. Gene Ontology annotation, molecular function: RNA polymerase II cis-regulatory region sequence-specific DNA binding; DNA-binding transcription factor activity, RNA polymerase II-specific. NCBI's taxonomy places the organism in Eukaryota, Viridiplantae, Streptophyta, Magnoliopsida, Malvales, Malvaceae. Gene Ontology annotation, biological process: DNA-templated transcription; regulation of transcription by RNA polymerase II.
CUUUAGUUCAUAAACAACAACAAUACACCAUAGCAUCUGAAAAGACUGCAGCUUUAAAAAAAUUAUUUUACAGUGAAGUAGCUUAAGUACCUAUAAAUUGAAAUCCUUUGCAACUAAAGCGGAUCUCUACCCUUUUUUUUUUUUUUUGUCUACUUUGUUUCCGGUACGUCCAUUUUAAGAAUCUUCAAAAUGCCAUAAAUGAUGAUGAAUUUGCCAUUUUUAAUGACCUUAUAUUAAAAGUAGAGAAUUUAACUUUCACUCUCUUGUAGAAUCUUAUAUGAUAACAAUGUUCUUUUCCUGAUUCUUUGUUCUUUUGGUUUCCUGUUGAACCUUAAAUUAUCUCGACUCGUUCAAUUUGCUGCGGUUUUCUUUUUCCCGAGUUCAAAAUCGUGAAUUGAUCUCUCCUUCACUAGAUUUAAGUGUUUCCCCUUGGAUUCUCGGGGGGAUUUCAAUGGACGACGGGGAGCUUGAUUUUUCGAACCAAGAAGUGUUUUCUGGCAAUAACAUGGGUGACAUUCCUAGCAGUUGUUCAAUGGACAGUUUUUUCGAUGAAUUACUCAAUGAUUCUCAUGCAUGUACUCAUACACAUACUUGCAACCCACCUGGACCUGAUAACUCUCACACACACACCUGUUUUCAUUUUCAUACCAAGAUUGUGCCUGCCUCAAGUGAAGAUAAGGCUGCUAUUGAUGACACCGCUGUGUCUGGGGAGAAUAAAUCGAAGAAACGUCCGUUAGGUAAUCGAGAAGCUGUCAGGAAGUAUAGGGAGAAGGUUAAGGCACGAGCUGCCUCUUUGGAGGACGAGGUUGUGAGACUGAGGGCAUUGAACCAACAGCUGGUGAAAAGAUUACAGGGUCAGGCUGCAUUGGAGGCUGAGGUUGCAAGGCUAAAGUGUUUGCUUGUAGAUAUUAGAGGAAGAAUCGAAGGGGAAAUUGGACCGUUUCCUUAUCAGAAACCAGCAACUAAUGUUAACAUGAUGAAUGUGCCUGGUGCUUAUGUGAUGAAUCCCUGCAAUGUGCAAUGCAAUGAUCAGAUGUAUUGCCUUCAUCCUGGAGUCGAAGAUAAAACAGGAGAAGCUGCAGCACUGAAUGGACAAGGAUUUAAUGGUUGUGACUUUGACAAUAUUCAGUGCUUGGCGAAUCAGAACUCUACAGGUGGGAUUGGAAGUGCAGGGUCGAAUGGCAAUUAUUCUGGCACAAAAAGGAGGAAAGGUGUUCAUUCAGCUACAGCAGGCUGAAAACUGUAUGGAAGAGGGGUACAUGUUUGUGUUCCAACAAGCAAUUUUCUUGGGAUGCGUCGCCUCUUCCUCCAGGUUGCAUUGCUUUUUUUUUUUUUUUUAUUUCCCAUCUUUUGUUCUUUUUAGGUUAUUAGGAUCUUCUUAGUUUAUGCCGACAUGCUUGGGAAGCCAAAACUUUUGGAUUUAUAAUAUGUAGCUUUUAUGAGUAGCGGUUUCUUACCAAGUAUAAUGCCAUAUCCCAUCUUCUUGCCCACAAUGUAUGAUAAUCAUCAGUAAUGUACUGUCACUGAUGCUAAGCUUUGCAGACUUCAUUACAAAUAUAUAAGUAAUUGUGUGUAGUAGUGUUUUUCUUUCUUCAUAAGUUCUAGUUCUUUCUAAGGUAUAUGAACUCUCUUAUUGCUGAAUGACAGAAUUAGGGGAGAUGGAAUAACUUUGAUGUUUUGGAUAGUGUGAGCCCUUACCAGGUGAGUUACAAAGUUUCACUCCUUGCACUCAUAGGUUGUGGUUCACAUUGGAAGCUACAAAUUAGCUAGCUAUGCUUUCAGCCAUUCCUAUUCUGGUUUUGCAUGGCAUCGACAAAAGCACAUGAAGUUCGCUUUUGCCAUACCUAUUGUUUAGGAAGGCCAGAGAUGCAAAGUGGCCGUCAUUUAACCGAGAUUUCUAUCAUCAGAUGUCUGAUGAAAACUCGAAAGUUGUAUAAGACAGGAUCGAUAAACAUUUCUAUGAUACUCUUAAACUGAUAAUUAAACCCUGAGAUUAACUGAUUGCCUGCAAUUGAAACAAAAAAAGAAAGGGAAAUGUGGGUAUAUAUGAUAAUUUCAGAACAUAUGAUGGCGUGAAAAAAGUAAAUAGCUAAUGCUUACUAAUAGGAAGAAAAAUGAUAUGAAUGUGUGACCUUUUUAUCUUAAUGCUGGUUUUCAUCAUUAUCAAAGAUUGUUAUAGAAAUAUGGAUGUCAUUAUCUUUGUAAAAACAUUAUUGUUUAUCAUGAUUAAAAAACCAGUUACGGUGUGAAUGCUAUAA